Molecule: messenger RNA, 1038 nt
Organism: Aspergillus steynii IBT 23096
Lineage: Eukaryota; Fungi; Ascomycota; Eurotiomycetes; Eurotiales; Aspergillaceae
Product: alpha/beta-hydrolase
Exons: 1
Coding region: 1-1038 (345 amino acids)
Molecular function (GO): hydrolase activity
Source: RefSeq, a predicted model, not a curated record
AUGGCGUCUAGUGAACCUCCAUUCAUGCACGAGCAGCGCUCGGAGAUGGCCAAACUCGAGGCUGCUGGCCUCGAACUCCUCGGCCCAUGUCCACCGCACUUAGGUGAGGCGUCGAUCGACAUCCCAUUACCCGACAACCAAUCCAAUGCAACGAAGGUGGUGUGGCCUAGGUUAUCGGAUGAACUACCGAUUCGGUGCCCCCUGGUCAUAUAUUUCCACGGUGGUGGCCUCUCAACGUGCAGCCCUGAUCUAGUCCUAGCACCAGCCCGCGGAUUUGCCACCGUCCUGUCUUGUGUAGUGGCCUGUCCCACAAUCAACCAGUUACCAACGCACCCAUUUCCAGAACCGGUACGAGCUGCCUGGGAAGCCUGCGCGUGGAUGUCUGAAGUGCGAAACUUGAACGAGGGAGUGUUGAAGAAUUCUGGGGUCAGCGUUGACCCCGGACGUGGCUUGGUGGUUGGUGGACUCAGCUCUGGUGGCUCUGUGGCUGCCGUGAUCGGAAGCAUACCUGAUGCCAUAUCGGCCGGGCUUGAGGGGUUUGCUGGUCUGACUCCUCUCCGGAACCCCAUCACCGGUAUAUUCUCGGGCUUGCCGUUUCUGGUCUCCGAGCCUAUGCUUCCAGCGGAAUAUCGCGGUAUCUUCAAAUCCAGAGAAACGGCAGUGGACAAUAAAGCUAUCCUCGAUGCAAUGCGACACGACUUGGAGGCUCGGCUUGAUGUGCACUCCCCUUGGUUCUCGCCAAUCAACCUGGAGUUCUCCCACGGCAGGACCUUCCAAGAGCAUCCAUCCAAGGUUUUUGUAUAUGGUGGAGAGCAUGACCUGUUCCGAGAUGAUGCGAUUAUCUAUGGUAAAUGGUUCUCCGAAUCAGCGGGGGUGCAAGCCAGAACUACCAUUCUCAAGGGUGAGGGCCAUACGGCUUGGGUAUCCCCUCCCUGGCCAGGCAGCCACAGCCGCAUGAUCAAGGAGGCGACACUCGAUGGUAUGGCUUGGCUGUUGGACAUGGAGUGGGACAAAAGCUUGGAGGAUUUGCCGUUUUAG